This is a messenger RNA of Rasamsonia emersonii CBS 393.64, 2349 nucleotides long. Its product is annotated as DNA ligase (ATP). Gene Ontology annotation, molecular function: DNA binding; ATP binding; DNA ligase (ATP) activity. The coding region runs from base 1 to 2349 and encodes 782 amino acids. The transcript is spliced from 2 exons. Lineage: Eukaryota; Fungi; Ascomycota; Eurotiomycetes; Eurotiales; Trichocomaceae. The record is from RefSeq and is a predicted model, not a curated record. Gene Ontology annotation, biological process: mitochondrial DNA repair; lagging strand elongation; DNA biosynthetic process. Gene Ontology annotation, cellular component: DNA ligase III-XRCC1 complex.
AUGCCUAGUCCGGCUAAGAAACGCAAGAAUAAUGCCCCCGAAUCUUCUCCACAGCGCAUGCGGAGCAUCGAGUCCUUUUUCAGAGGACAAGCUACCAAGCGAGCGAAGACGGCUGCCAACCCCGCAGAACCUGUAUCUGAAUCGAAACAAGAGGUCUUGACGGAUGAGGAGCUUGCUCGAAAGUUGCAAGCAGAAUGGGAUCGAGAGGACAGAGCAGCGGCAUCAAGUGCCCAGCCUGCGGAGAGCGCUCAUCAAGCCGAACAGUUGAAGAGCAGCACACCACUUCCUGCUCCCGUGAAUGAUGUACGCGCCAAGUCGGAAGCGGUCCGAACGAAAGAAACGUUGUCUCUGCAAUCGUCUAUAGGGUCCGAAGAUACGAUUGUCUCGUCUAUUCCUUUCGACCAGAGCCCUCUGACAUUCGAACCAUCGAAAUAUGUGGACGAGCUUCAGAGACAUUGGGCCUCAGACGGUGGCGAUGCAACAUACGCUCUCUUGACGAGAGGCCAAGGACUCAAAACGCUAUACGACAAGCAUGGCGAUGCCGGUGACGUCGCUUUCGAGGCAAAGAAGCGACAGAGCUUCACACUAAAGAGACCAAAACCGCUUACAAUCAAGGGGGUGUAUCAGUCAUUGAUGAAAAUUGCCAAGAGUAAGGGGCCUGGAAGUCAGGAAAGCAAACAACGCAUUGUUGAGAAACUGCUUCAAGAUAGCCGAGGAGCUGAAGAGAGUCGCUAUAUUGUGAGAAUUCUUGUACAGAACUUGCGCAUCGGGGCAGUAAAGACAACCAUGUUGAUCGCGCUCGCACGAGCCUUUCUGUUCUCGAAGCCAAAGGGCGCAGAAUUUACCGUUCGUUCUCCCCAGGAACUUUCGAGAUUGAAGAAGGAAGAACUUGCCGACGUCUACAGUAAGGCUGAGGAGAUUGUCAAAGCAUCCUAUGCCCGCCAUCCCAAUUAUGAUGAUCUUGUUCCGUGUCUCCUGGAGAUAGGAGUGACGGAAGAGCUGUUGGUGCGAUGCGGGCUCACGCUGCAUGUGCCUCUCAGACCUAUGCUCGGCAGCAUCACCCGUGAUCUCUCGGACAUGUUGACUAAACUGCAAGGGAGAGACUUUGCUUGCGAAUACAAAUAUGACGGACAACGCGCACAAGUUCAUUGCGAUGAGAAAGGCAAAGUGUCCAUAUUUUCUCGUCAUUUGGAACUGAUGACCGACAAGUAUCCAGACCUGGUCUCUCUGGUACCUGCGAUUCGGGGAGAGUCAGUUUCCAGUUUCAUUCUGGAGGGUGAAGUGGUUGCCGUCGAUCCCGAUUCUGGAGAGCUCAAAUCCUUCCAGAUUCUCACGAAUCGUGCGAAAAAGAACGUCGAGCUUGGAAGUAUCAAGGUGAAUGUUUGCCUUUUUGCUUUCGACUUGAUGUAUCUAAAUGGAGAGCCUCUAUUGGAUAGACCUUUCCGGGAACGGAGAGAGCUGCUUCGAAGCCUAUUUACAGAGAUUCCAAACCGGUUUACCUGGGUGAAGAGCCUGGACGCGACAUCAGCUGAUUCAGAUGCUGUUCUGGAAUUCUUUAAGGGCGCAACUGAAGCUAAAUGCGAGGGGAUCAUGGUCAAAGUUCUCGACAACGUAGCGAAGUCGGAACCAGACAAGAGUGUGGGGAUAAGCUAUGAGCGAGAAGAAAUGGAGCAGGAAGUGUUGGAAUCUGAGCAGAAUGGCCAGGAUGGGCUCCAAAGUAUAAAAAGCGAGCCAAAAGAGAAAGUAUCCCGGCGCAAACCCCUUUUAGCUACAUACGAACCUGACAAGCGUCUGGAGUCUUGGCUUAAGGUCAAAAAGGAUUACAGUACAUCCUCUGAUACGCUCGACUUGAUCCCUAUCGGAGCGUGGCAUGGCCAAGGUCGAAAAGCCAAGUGGUGGUCACCCAUUCUCAUGGCCGUCCGCAACCCGGAAACGGGGGUCCUCGAGGCGGUUACGAAGUGUAUGUCUGGCUUCACGGACAAAUUCUAUCAGGCCAACAAGGAAAAGUACUCUGAGGGCGGGGAGAACGUGAUCUCGCGGCCGAGUUAUGUGGAAUAUGCAGGAGAACCGGACGUAUGGUUCGAACCCCAGGAAGUCUGGGAGAUGGCCUUUGCAGAUAUCACGCUCAGUCCUACCUACACAGCAGCCAUUGGUCUCGUGAGUGAUGAGAGGGGGCUCAGCCUGCGCUUUCCACGCUUCCUCAGGGUCCGGGAGGACAAAUCCAUCGAUGAAGCUAGCACAUCCGAUGAUCUGGCAGCACUAUGGAGGAAACAGGUCGAGCGUUCAAAGAUGGAGGAAGUCCACCAGGUGGCGGAUGAAGACGAGAAGCUAGGCUGGCAGGAAGAUUGA